This is a messenger RNA of Durio zibethinus, 2245 nucleotides long. Its product is annotated as receptor protein kinase-like protein ZAR1. Gene Ontology annotation, biological process: protein phosphorylation. The record is from RefSeq and is a predicted model, not a curated record. Lineage: Eukaryota; Viridiplantae; Streptophyta; Magnoliopsida; Malvales; Malvaceae. Gene Ontology annotation, molecular function: ATP binding; protein kinase activity; protein binding.
UUCACACUUACUUUCAAACGCGUCAAGGGACUCUCCUUUUCCUCUUCUUCCUCCUUGCUCUCUUCUUCUGCAACUUCUCGUUGCAUGAAACCGACCUUUUAUUAUGUUCCAAUGAAGCCUUAAAAAGACUGACAUUAGCAAAAUCACGAAGAAAAAGGAUGCUACUUUCACUUUUCAAAGUUGCUUCGUUUCUAUUUUUCUUAACUUCACUGGUUUCCUCUCUCAAUUUGGAUGGUCUUUCUCUUCUUGCUUUCAAGGCAGCCAUAGAGUCCGACCCAACUCGUUCCCUUGACAAAUGGUCUGAGUGGGAUUCAAACCCAUGCCAAUGGCCAGGAAUCGCCUGCACUCGCAACCGAGUCACCUCAAUAUUCCUUCCUAACAAAAGGUUAACCGGUUACAUCCCAUCAGAACUCGGCCUCCUUGACUCUCUAACUCGCCUGAGUGUCUCUCAAAACAACUUUUCAAAACCCAUUCCUUCUCGUCUCUUCAACGCUACAAACCUUAUCUACAUUGACCUUUCUCAUAACUCACUCUCUGGCCCAGUUCCUCCACAAAUAAAAUCCCUCAAGAACUUAACCCACCUCGACCUUUCCGCCAACUCACUCAACGGGUCACUCCUUGAGUCACUCGUUGAGCUUAAAAGCUUGACAGGAACCCUCAACUUGUCUUACAACAAGUUUUCAGGUGAAAUUCCAGCUUCUUAUGGAGAGUUUCCGGUUCUGAUAAACUUGGAUCUAAGGCACAAUAAUUUAACAGGGAAAGUGCCUCAAGUUGGUUCUUUGUUAAACCAAGGGCCCACCGCAUUUUCAGGAAACCCUAAUCUUUGUGGGUUUCCGUUGGGGAAUCUUUGUCCUGACGCUCAAAACCCUGGAGCUAUUUUAAACCCGGAAGAAAACCCAGAUGAUCCCAAGGGUUUAAGGCCGAUUUUUAAUGAUGGGAAUGUAGAGAAACGCAAGGAAAAAAAUGGUUCGGUGGUUGUUCCUUUGAUCUCAGGCGUUUCCGUAUUGAUCGGGGCGGUUUUGGUGUUUGCGUGGCUGUUUCGGAUAAAAUGGAAGUCUGGGGACCGUAAAAUCGGGAAAGAGAAAAAGAGUGAGGAGGUUGACGAGGAAGGACGAAAUGGUAAAUUCGUGGUGGUUGAUGAAGGGUUUAAUUUGGAAUUAGAGGAUUUGUUGAGGGCAUCUGCGUAUGUAGUGGGGAAGAGUAGGAGUGGGAUUGUGUACAAAGUGAAAGUGGUGGCGGGGAGGGGAUCCAGCACGGUGGGCACUACGGUUGUUGCUGUGAGGAGGUUGAGUGAGGGUGAUGCGACGUGGAAGUUGAAGGAGUUCGAGGCUGAAAUAGAGGCAAUUGGGAGGGUUAAUCAUCCCAAUGUUGUAAGGUUGAGAGCUUAUUAUUAUGCAACUGAUGAGAAGUUGCUGGUUACUGAUUUCAUCUGCAAUGGAAGCUUGUAUGCUGCAUUACAUGGAGGGCCAUCCAAUAAUCUGCCAUCGCUUUCCUGGGCUGAAAGGUUGAGGAUUGUUCAGGGGACUGCGAGGGGUUUAGUGUACAUACAUGAAUACAGCCCUAGAAAAUAUGUUCAUGGCAACUUAAAAUCAACAAAAAUGCUUCUUGACCAUGAACUCCAGCCUUACAUCUCCGGUUUUGGACUCACUCAUCUUGUUUCAGGGACUCCAAAAUAUGCCAGUUCAAUAACCAAAAAGCUGAACUCAACCGAAACAAAUGCAACCUUUGCAGUGGGUUCAAGAAUUUCAACUCCUAAUUCUUACCUGGCACCUGAGGCUCGAGUAUCCGGUAACAAGUUCACUCAGAAAUGUGAUGUAUACUCAUUUGGAAUUGUGCUAUUGGAGAUUUUAACUGGUCGGCUGCCUGAUGCUGGACAAGAAAAUGGUGAAAAGGGAUUGGAAGGUCUCGUGAGGAAAGCAUUCCGAGAGAAGCGCCCCUUGUCUGAAAUAAUAGACCCAACACUUAUACCACAAGUUUAUGCGAAGAAACAAGUGGUUGCAGCAUUUCACAUUGCACUCAAUUGCACAGAACUGAAUCCAGAAUUGCGGCCUAGGAUGAGAAGUGUCUCGGAGAGUCUUGAUCGCAUCAAAUCGCAGUGAAAAUAUAUCUGGCAAGAAUCUUGUAAAGUUCCAUCAUUGUUGCUAACUCCUGACUCCUGCUGAACCUGUUUUGGUUUCAGAAAUCCUUGGAUACAGGGUCACUUUGAUGUAUGACUUUGUGUUAGAUUAUUGUUGCAAAUGCAUUA